Paraphaeosphaeria sporulosa is the source of this 2494-nucleotide messenger RNA. Its product is annotated as MFS general substrate transporter. The coding region runs from base 292 to 2253 and encodes 653 amino acids. The record is from RefSeq and is a predicted model, not a curated record. NCBI's taxonomy places the organism in Eukaryota, Fungi, Ascomycota, Dothideomycetes, Pleosporales, Didymosphaeriaceae. The transcript is spliced from 2 exons. Gene Ontology annotation, biological process: amino acid transmembrane export from vacuole.
UGCCCCGUCGCAGCGUGGGCAUGCGCGUGGACGACGUGUUUUGGCCCAUGUCACAUGCACAUCGUUCCCCAACAAGCCUACAUGAAGCGAGUUUCCCAGGCCCAAGUCUAUUGAGAUCCCAGCCCCUCCACCCUGGCCAUCUGCUCACCGCCGUGCUGCUGUCCCUCGAGUGUCUUCUCUUCUCCCUUGCUCCUCUGUCUGCCCGCCCGCGGCUCGAGUCGCCAUGUUCCCAAGUUUUAGGUAACACGCCCUGCAGCCGCCACUCAGCGCCCGCCUCCCGCGCGCCGCAGUAUGACGCCCCGGGCGCCUGAAUUCAUACCUCGCCCAGAGCUCGCCCGCGAUGCGUCGCAUCUGUCCAAAGCCUCCGCGCCAUCGCUCUCCCCCAGCAACGAAGCGGACGACGAGCAGAGCAUAUCCGACGACUACGCGGAUAUGUCCUCCGACCGCUCCCCGCCGCACUACGAGGGCGAGGAUGUGCGCCUGACCAGCGACAAAGAGCUGUCUGGCUUCUACAUGUAUGGCUGGGCUGCAGAGGUCUUCGUCGUCUGCGGCAUUGGCAGCUUCAUCCCCGUCACCCUAGAGCAGCUUGCCCGCGAGAACGGCUUCCUACUUCACGACCCGACCCAGCCAUGCAAAACCGCCCGCAUCACAACACCCACCUACUCCAUGUUCUCGCCCAACCAAGACAAGGGGCAAUGCAUCGUCAGACUGCUUGGUCUCAACAUAAACACGGCCAGCUUCGCCAUGUACACCUUCUCAGUAUCCGUCCUCAUCCAAGCACUGCUCAUAAUAUCCAUGUCUGGCGCAGCUGACCACGGCCGCUUCCGCAAGACCUUUCUCUUGUGGUUCGCCUUCAUAGGAAGCACCGCGACUAUGCUGUUUCUACCCAUUGUUCCUAAAGUCUAUGUCUUGGGCGCCGUGUUGGCCAUCGUCGCGAAUACAUGUUUUGGAGCCAGCUUCGUGCUUCUGAACUCUUUCUUGCCGUUACUUGUGCGGUUUCACCCGACGGUUCAGUACGCCGAUGUAUCGCCAGGUUCAAGCUAUUUGGACGACGACGACUUUGACCACCCGGACGUAACUCAAGAGGCUCACUAUUCUAAUCAACUCGCUCACGACGAGAAUGUCAUGGACAACGUCAUCGACGCAACAACCGCACUCCUUCCGCGCAUGCACUCCGAAGCCGAUCUCACAGUCCCCAAUCCCAUUUCGCGGGCAACACCCUCCCAGGAACUUGGAUUGUCCACCAAGAUUUCUUCUUAUGGCAUCGCGAUCGGAUACAUAGCCGCCCUGCUUGUCCAGACGAUAGGUAUCCUUGUCGUUAUCGCAUUCAGCAGCUCGAAUUUUGGUCUUCGCCUUGUCCUCUUCAUCAUCGGUGCGUGGUGGUUCGUCUUCACAAUUCCAACAGCUAUGUGGCUGCGCCCGCGUCCCGGACCCCCACUGCACAUUGCUCCAUCGAAGUCAGCUUUUGGCACUGGCCUCGCCUACUUCACGUACAGUUGGAAAUCGCUUGGCCGAACAGUGAAGCAUGCACGAUACCUGAAAGAUGUAUUGCUGUUUUUAGCAGCCUGGUUUCUACUCAGUGAUUCCGUUGCCACCGUCUCUGGCACUGCUGUCUUGUUCGCGAAAACGACCUUGGGCAUGUCUUACGCCAUGCUUGCCCUAAUCAAUGUGAUCGCCACAAUAUUCGGUGUCAUUGGCGCCUUCACUUGGUCCCGCAUCAGUAUCUAUCUGCGCCUUCGGCCAAGUCAGACGAUUUUGGCAUGCAUUCUCCUCUUCGAGCUGAUUCCCAUCUACGGAUUGCUCGGAUAUAUCCCAGCUGUUCAACGACUUGGCGUCUUUGGCCUACAGCAGCAAUGGGAGAUGUACCCCUUGGGAGCUGUGUACGGCUUUGUUCUGGGCGGAUUGAGCAGUUACUGCAGGAGUCUGUUUGGCGAGCUAAUUCCACCGGGCUACGAAGCGGCUUUCUACGCGCUUUACGCCAUCACCGACAAAGGUAGCAGUGUUUUUGGACCCGCGAUUGUGGGCGCAAUCACGGAUCGUUAUGGCGAGAUAAGACCCGCUUUCUGGUUCCUGGCCGUUCUCAUCGGUCUCCCUUUCCCAAUCAUGAUGCUCGUCGACGUGGAACGAGGUCGGGCGGAAGGCCAAGAACUAGCACGCAAGUUGGAGGAUAUUGCCGCUGCAGAAGCUGCCGCAGAAGAGGAAGAAGAAGAUCUAGUUGAUCACGAUUAUGAGCAAGGAUACCAGCAUCGAUGAGCAUGCAUAGACAUUUGAAGGCGUUUUGCAUGAGCACCAAAGCCAUAGUAAUAAAUUUGGAACGGCGUUCAACGCAGGCAAGCACCCAUUUGAUUCGCCUUUUGAUUGCUGAGCAGGAUGUGCGACAUGAUCAGGUAUGCCAGAGACAUCAAAGAAGGGGUACUCUAUGUACUGAGUGUUGAGCAUACGCUAUUGAUCUUUGACCUGCCAUCCUAUACCGCGAUCAUAUAUGAAAGCGGAG